UUUGCAAAGAGAACAUGCAGUUACGUUUUCUACAGAGCAUUAAAAUAAAGUUUACUGAUCACAAAAUCUUAAAAUUUAAAAAUGGUAGAUGCUUUCUGUGGCACAUGGAAACUGGUCAACAGUGAGAAUUUCGAUGAGUAUAUGAAAGCUCUAGGUGUUGGGUUUGCAACAAGACAAGUUGGAAAUGUGACUAAACCGACCCUCAUCAUCUCCAAAGAGGGAGACAAAGUGAUCAUAAAAACACAGAGUACUUUCAAGAACACUGAGAUCUCAUUCAAACUGGGAGAGGAGUUUGAUGAGACCACCGCAGAUGACCGACACUGUAAAUCCACUGUGGUAUUGGAUGGAGACCAGCUUGUUUAUGUGCAGAAGUGGGAUGGAAAAGAAACCACCUUUGUCCGGGAGAUCAAGGACGGGAAAAUGGUGACGACACUCACCUUUGGGGACACGGUGUCUGUGCGCACCUAUGAAAAAGCAUAAGUUUGGGGAAUAUUAUGGGGAUUUGUCCUUCAGGCAACAACGGAUACGAUGCGUUUUGGUGCUUUACGGAAAAAAAAACUUUGCUCUUCAUUCCUCCAAAUCUAAGCAUGGACUACAAAUAUUUUUGAUCGAUUUUUUAAAAUACUUCUGAGACAGUACGAUUCAUUUGUAAUAAAGUACCAGACAAAAAAGAUGGCUUGUGUG
Messenger RNA from Labeo rohita (rohu), 684 nucleotides. RefSeq names its product fatty acid binding protein 7, brain, b (gene fabp7b). The record is from RefSeq and is a predicted model, not a curated record. The transcript is spliced from 4 exons. Gene Ontology annotation, cellular component: cytosol; nucleus. Gene Ontology annotation, biological process: fatty acid transport. The coding region runs from base 82 to 480 and encodes 132 amino acids. Gene Ontology annotation, molecular function: fatty acid binding. NCBI's taxonomy places the organism in Eukaryota, Metazoa, Chordata, Actinopteri, Cypriniformes, Cyprinidae.